CCUUUUUUCUCCUCUUCUUCUUCUCCUUCUUCUUCCAAAAAAGGCUGUGUGUUUUCUUCAAGUUUAAGUGGCAAAUUUGUAAAUUUGUAGCAGAAGCAAACUCAAGUUCUUGAAGAUCAUCAUCCAAAAAGGCAAGAAAUCAAGAAAGCAUGCUUGCCAAAAGCUUGAUGAAUCAACAACGGCAUCGUCCUCCAUCCAAGAAUCAACUUCCUCAGCAUUUUUGGCCAAAAAACGUUAUCCGGAAGUGGCUCAACCGUUCUGCUAAAAGUUCAGAAUACAGCGCCGAUCCGGAGGACGACGAUAGCUCCUGCGAUUCCGAGGGUGAAGAAGAGUCCUGUGACUGGCCAAAAGAGUCACGGAUCAAGGAUAAACAAGGAGACGAAUUCCAGAAUGGUCCUAAAGGAGCUUUUCCCAGGUCAAGACGACGAAAGUCAGAGACAUGUAGAGCACAGUACAUUGAGGCAAAAGAACUCAAAGUAUCUGCUAACACUUGGAAUGUUGGAGGGAAAUUUCCGCCAGAAGAUUUAGAUAUCAAACACUGGCUUAAUGUUGACAAUCCUUCAGACAUAUAUGUGAUUGGUUUUCAGGAGAUCAUACAGUUAAAUGCUGCCAAUAUUUUUGGCACUGAAGAUAAUCGUCCAAUCCCAGUAUGGGAAAACAUCAUUCGUGGAGCCCUUAAUAGAGUUCAACUGGAAACGACAAAAUUCAAAUGCUACAGCAACCCUCCUUCUCCAUCAAGGUUUCAACCAUCUGAUGAUGCUCCAAACAUAGAAGAUGAAGUAGUGCUAGAUAGUGACAGUGAAGGCGAGGAGGAAAUCCACCCAUUCAAUGAGGAAUCCAACUUUGAUGAGCUCAUGGAUGGUCCAGCAGGCCUAAAUGUGAAAAUGAGCAUGGAAACUUCUGACUCAAAUGAUAAUUUGCUGGCAAGUAUGCAAGCUAAAGGGAACUUAGAGAGACGGUUCUCAUCUCCAAAGAGACUGGACAGAGUAAAUUGCUUUCCAACUGAAGAUUCUGAAGAAAAUGUAAAAGCAUCGGCUCCCGCUAAUAGUAGAAAGUUAACCAGAAUACUUAGUGGGACUGAAAGGAUAGGCUUGUGCUGGCCAGAGCCACCAUUGGAUCUGCUGGCUCAGUGUGUAUCAGAGAGACCAAACACCUUGAAAACUGUUAAAUCAUUUAAAGCUUCUAAAUCUUUCAGAAACUAUAGUACUUUCAAGUCAUAUAUGAAUACCGACAAUCGAGUCAUACCAGAGGAAGUUUUUCUGGCAGAGCUGGAGCUUGAUUCCGCCAUGUACCGGAAAAGAAGAUCUCCAUAUGUAAGAAUAGUAAGCAAGCAAAUGGUUGGCAUAUUCAUCACCGUGUGGGUGCGUAGACGCUUGAGGAAGUAUAUCCAAAACGUGCACGUCUCAGCUGUUGGUGUUGGUGCAAUGGGGUGCAUAGGUAACAAGGGGUCCAUAUCAGUGCGCAUGUCAAUAUAUCAGACAUUCUUUUGUUUCAUCUGCUCUCACCUUACAUCUGGUGAAAGGGAUGCUGAUAAAGUUAAAAGAAAUGCAGAUGUUCAUGAAAUACAUAAAUGGACUCGUUUUAGCUCGAUUUCAAAUUCUACUCUCCCAGAGAGGAUAUACAACCAUGAUCGAAUUAUCUGGUUGGGUGAUCUCAAUUACCGUCUCAAUACAUCAUAUGAGGGGGCAAGAGAAUUAAUUUCCAAAAAUGAUUGGCCCAAGUUGUUAGAGUGUGAUCAGUUAAUGCGGGAGCUAAAAAAAGGUCGUGUAUUUGAUGGAUGGUCGGAAGGUGUUUUAGAUUUUCCACCAACGUACAAAUACGAGCAAAAUUCAGAAAAAUACUGUGGUGAAGAUCCUAAAGUUGGAAGGCGAACUCCAGCAUGGUGUGAUCGCAUACUUUCAUUUGGGAAGGGAGUAAGACAGUUGAGUUACAGAAGGACCGAGAAUAAGCUUUCUGAUCAUAGGCCUGUGACUGCAACAUAUAUGAUAGAAGUCGAAGUUUUCUCUCCAAGGAAAUUACAAAAAGCCCUCACAAUCACUAAUGCAGAGAUUGAAAACGAUGGUAUCAUCGCAGAACUUGGAGUAGACGGUGAAAUUAAGUGCUUAAGAUUAACAGAGGAUGCAUAUUGGUAGUUAAGACACAUGCACAACCUCAAAUACGUUACUGAGUUGAGUUGACUCGGGCUUUUUGGAUUCAGUCAAUUCUUUUUUUACUCGAAUCAUUUGUUACAGUUGAGUUUCAUUGGUUGUCCUCAAAAGGUGCUAUUUGUGUGUAAAUUUGUGGUAAAUUUGUGGUGUUGUAUAGUUCUUUUUAUUCAAAACUAGGUUAGCAAAGAAAAUUACCUUUAAUACUCCAGAAAAUGUUAUUUGCAUUCUACUGUUUUCAUGUACUUGUGGGCCCUAUACAUCGUUUUUUGAAUUCUUGGAUUGCAAAUAACAUUUUCCCAAUAGUUUUUGGUCGAUGAUUUUGUUUGUAGUGGGCGAAGUUGGAUCGUUGUGUAGCACAGUUUUGUAAGUAAUACAUGAUUUGUGACUCGGUGUUUGAUUGGAUAACGUUAUGACGGAAGGAAAGGAUCCAAGAGUAUGAGCUUGAUGUUAGUAGAAGUGUGUUAUUGUUCAUGAUCAAUUGUUUGUUACCUUGUUCCCCAUUUGUUGUAUUUUUGAAAUCUGAAAAUAAAGAGAUGAGCGAUAUUUGUC
Cynara cardunculus var. scolymus (artichoke) is the source of this 2696-nucleotide messenger RNA. Its product is annotated as type IV inositol polyphosphate 5-phosphatase 3. Gene Ontology annotation, molecular function: phosphatidylinositol-4,5-bisphosphate 5-phosphatase activity; phosphatidylinositol-3,4,5-trisphosphate 5-phosphatase activity; inositol-polyphosphate 5-phosphatase activity. The record is from RefSeq and is a predicted model, not a curated record. The coding region runs from base 150 to 2132 and encodes 660 amino acids. NCBI's taxonomy places the organism in Eukaryota, Viridiplantae, Streptophyta, Magnoliopsida, Asterales, Asteraceae. Gene Ontology annotation, biological process: phosphatidylinositol dephosphorylation. The transcript is spliced from 12 exons.